Messenger RNA from Morus notabilis, 794 nucleotides. RefSeq lists its product as uncharacterized. The transcript is spliced from 4 exons. NCBI's taxonomy places the organism in Eukaryota, Viridiplantae, Streptophyta, Magnoliopsida, Rosales, Moraceae. The coding region runs from base 1 to 486 and encodes 161 amino acids. The record is from RefSeq and is a predicted model, not a curated record.
AUGGCUUUGAGGGCAACUAACUACUGGAGAUCAAUGCUUGCUCGGUUGGGAUCAGACCGACCAUUUGUAACCUCAACUGCUCCCAAACUGAAAACUUUUACGGCCACUUUUGAUGCUGCCCAUUCUGCACAAUCUAACUUCAGGGCACUAGCAAUGAAGGGAGAGUUUGCUCCGAUUUAUAUGGUGAUGGGAAUGGUGGUGGUGGCUGUGACGAUCGCUACGCACACCGCGAAGCAGCAACUCUUGCAUUCUCCCGCUGUCAACAUAAACAAGAAGAAAAGAGAGACCAUGCCUGAGGUGGAUGACCCUGAUGGUGUAAUUAGCUCUGCGGACAAGUUUGUGAACAAAUCUUUUCUUAGGAAGGUGGCUCACAUCCAGGACCACAACCCUACCCUACGCGACCCCGUCCGACCCAACCCUUUUACUCGGCCUCGAAAUGCAGAGACACUUAAAACUGUUGGAGUGGAUCCAAGUCGCCAUAUUUAAUUGACGAAUUUCAUGUCACUAAACAAUCUGAUUCGUGUCUAUCAGAUGUCCUCAAAUGAUAAUAUUAUUAUCAUACUGUACAUAUUAAUUCAAAAACAUUAGACACAAAAAAAAUCUAAAUAAAUCCCUUCAGCCCUCUCUCACUCUAAUCCACAAUAUUCUAGAGUGAAAUCAAAGCAGAGAGGCUCUGUUUUUUCCCCUGUUUCUUGGUUUCCCAUAUUAAUUUGAAUAAAAAUAGAGAGACACUUGCUUUUUUCUUUUGUUCUAAUAUACUUGUCAAUUGUUGAACCUCGUCCAUUAGUAGUGAG